This is a messenger RNA of Parasteatoda tepidariorum (common house spider), 3791 nucleotides long. It is a transcript of the gene nord, whose product is annotated as neuron derived neurotrophic factor nord. NCBI's taxonomy places the organism in Eukaryota, Metazoa, Arthropoda, Arachnida, Araneae, Theridiidae. Gene Ontology annotation, molecular function: protein binding. The record is from RefSeq and is a predicted model, not a curated record.
UCAAAGAAAAUAUUCUCCCGGCUCUUUCGUUCCACAACCCAAACAGAUGUCGCAUAGAGAAAGGGACUAGCAGUUCUUGACAUUGGAGACUAUUUUCUAAUUAAAGCAUGGCAGUACAUCCCUUCCCCAAUCGGAGUUCGGAAUCACCCCCGACCUCUUUAGAACCCUUGUCGUCUGCAGUAUGAUCCCCACUUUUAUAGGAUAACUUACUCAGUUUCGGAAAAAAAAUCUUUUUCAUUUUUUUGAAUUCAAAAUGAAGUAUUUCUGCAGAUAUUGGCUACUUUUUUCACUAGUAUUUCCAUCACUGUGUUACUCUUUCAACAAUCAUCAUUUUACAUCAACGACGAAGCAUACUAAACCUUUCUUUCCGAAAUAUAAGCAUGAAAUAUAUUAUGAUACUAAACUCAUUCCAGAAGACACUGAAAUAACCAUCUUGCUACACAGAAAUCACGUACAAAAAUUAUAUUUCCUUUUGGAAGGAACGUAUCGACCUAUAUCUGUCACAGUUACUCCCUGCUCUUCUCAUGCAACUUUGGAAUGGAGAAUAUCACACAACGUGCAUCAAAAUUCAAUAGUUGACCCAUACCAUUCAGCUUCUUGGUCAAAUCACGUGCUCAGACCACCAUCUGCAUCUCCUUCAGCUACUUACAUUGGAAACGAACGCCGAUCUUACACCAAUCCAAGAGCCCCUCCCGGAUUGUACAAUUUGGAUCUUAAAUCGGACAGCGAAUCCAGUGCGAAGAUAUUGGUGACAACUCGUGCCAUCAGCCACAUGCCACAUCAUCCACCCCUUCCUCCAGAACCUGGUGUUCAAAUUGUUAAAAUCAAACGAAAUCGAGUUCUGAUUUCUUGGAAGGCCAGCUUGUCGAAUAGACCAUUGGAAUAUUGCGUUGCGUCGAACAACAGAGAAAACUACAACUCUCUUUGCUCUGCGGAAGUUGAUCUCUACGGGACUAACUCAUUGCAUGCAAUAAACUCCGCAUACUCUCCUUACCAGAUUCAUCAUGAUGAUGCAGAUACCCAUUUAAUUCGACAUGGAGCCAACUUGUCUUGCAUAGGACGUAAAACAUGGCAUCUCUACAAGGGAUUGCAGAAGGGAAAAACGUACUAUUUUGACGUCUUCGUUUUAGAUACAGUGACGAACGCUUCGUCUGCUUAUGUGGGUGUAAGUGCUACUAUUCGAAGCUCUGGCCCAGAAAUGAGAAAGAUGAAGGAUGAUUCUUUAGAAACCUUCACUUUGGAUGAAUCAAAUGGAUAUACUGUUAAUACGAGAUACCAGAUGAGCAGAAAUGCUGGUUCUGUAUUGCUGUUCGUGCAGUCUUGUACGGGCCCUGGACCUGUGAAUAUACACAUCUCAAAAAGUGGAACUCCAAAACAAGAAAUCCUUUCAACUACAGUGAUGGAUGUGAAAACUUUAGAAAUACCACGCCAGAUGGCAGCACUAAUGAAUUCAUCGACAUCAAUCAGUCUUUCCAUUCGAUCCACGACGAUGCACUCCCGAAAAGUUCGUUUAUGGAUCAGUGGCAAAAAGCAUGCAUUUCCUUUCCCCGUUCUACCCCAAGAUAAAAGUGUUCGCGUGUUUGAAACCUUAACAACGUGUAAUUCAAUCACAAUCGGUUGGAAAACAUCUCCAGAUGAGCGAGUUAAAUACUGCAUUUAUAGACAAGCUGCAUAUGAUGAACUCAUGGAACGUACACUUGCAGAACCACAAAAUUUCUGUGAACCUCAGCUAGAGGGCAGCACCUUCAGAAAAACUGUUCUCUGCCGUCGCUAUCACAGAUUUAGCAAACGACGUUUUAAUAAUCUCAUUAUGCAAAAAAUAAAGGGGUUACAUCCUGGAAUGACAUAUCUUUUUGAAGUGCAAGUAACCAAAGUAAAAGGCAAAAUGUUACCAUAUGAACAAGUAUGGGCCACGACAUUAGAUAGUUGUUCGAACAAUAAGAGUUGAUGCCUCAUUUGUUGAUACUUGAAAGAGAGUGAGUAUGAAAUAGUGGCGCCAUCUAUUAGCUUAUAUGAUCGUGGCAAAUACAUUAAACGAACUAAUUUUAAAUAUCAGUCAUUAAAUUAUGAAUUCUCGUAAACAUGUUAGUAAUGUAUAGUAUUUUAAGUCACCGAGUUUUCAAAGCUCGUGAUUAUGAGGUGCCAAUUUGUAAUUAUAACGAUGCUAUGUAUUUCUACUUCAUUAGACUGUUUAUGGAGAAAAAAAUACAUGAAUGAACAUAUCUAAACUAUAUAUACUAUUUGAAUGAAACUUAUUUUGUACAUAUGGUUUUUAUCGUGAGCUUACAGGUUAGAGAAUUCAUGUGACUACAACCUUCAGUAUUUUCUAUUUAUGAAAUCGAUGUCUAUUAGAUAAACUUUUUUAGCAAUUUAGAAUCAUGUCAUUCGAAUGUUCAUUUAGUUGUGCAAUAUAGAUAAUUAUUUAUGUAUUUUUUAUAUAAAGUUUAAGAAUUGAAAUUAGUCAACAUUGAGUGAGUCAUCCUAUAUUAACAUUGUAGAUAAUAUAUUAUAGAACAUUAAGUGUAAUUAAUUAAAAAAUUUAAAUUAUUAUGCCUAUGAAUUUAGAUUUUUUUAAAAAUAUUAUUACAUGCUUGAUCAAAUUAUUUUUAACAUCUAUGCAGUUUUUUCCCCCUAAUUUUUAAUUUAAAGUAGAAAAUUAAUACAAGGUUCAUUUGAGUUUCUAGUUUCAUUUAGAAUUUUAUAUUCGCCCAGAGGCAGUGAGAGAGAUAGCUUCUAACGCCCCCUUGUGUCUAAAUAAUUACAGUUGAGCGAACAUUGUACUAAAAUUAAUUUAACACAGCCAAAGCUUGUCAUGGCAUAUCGGAACAGUGGUCACCAACUUUUGCUUCAAAUUAGGCAAAAUGGAGAUGGAAAGACAUGAAAAUGAUAUUAAAAGUAUACAAAUUGGAACUAGAGAGUAAAAUCGUUUUUUCUUCCUAAUGAGUGGCUUUAACAUUUUAGAGGUGAAAAGGAAAAUGGCAUCGUUUUUUUUUUAGCAAGGUGCUUCUAGCAAUACCAAAAAAGAAAAGAAAAAUUAUUUUUGACAGUUUUCAGUAGUUAAAAAAUUAAUGUCUAAUGGGUAUAUUAUAAUUAAUGCAUUACUUUAAAUGGUAGAGAUAUUUUGUUUAAAAUUUCUUUUACCUUUAUUUUAUGAAACCAUUCAAAGAAUGAUUUAAACACUCUUUGCAUUGUCUUGUUGCUACAAAAACUCUUCCAGACGCCUAACUCACGUACUAGCAUUUACUAUGGUUAAAGAUAAGUCACUUGGAAUAGAGGUAUGGGGCUAGCCAUUUUACAUUGGUGAAAAAUACACGUUUUUUAAAACAUUAUUAAAUUAUAGGUAUGGACUUUACUUUUCCAUAACAGCGGACAACUUUUGACUUUCAGUUAAAAGAAGUUCUCAGGAUAGCAGAACAAUACCUUUUAAACUUUGAUUACUUAUGUAUUUGCUUUAGUAUUUUUCUGACUUUAUGACAUUUGAUAAAAAUGCUGUUCUUGUGGGAGAUUGAACACUCAAAUUAAAUUCUAAACCAUUUUAAUGUCACAUUGAAUACUGCUUCUCAAAUGCAGGAAAUUUAAGUUUAAAUAAUUAUUAUUGAAAUUAAAUUUCUGUGAUAAGAAACUUACAGAACAAUUCAUUUAGGAAAUUAAUCAGUAUUUUGAUAAAAAUCCACCAUAUUAUGUAAAGGUAUUCGAAAUAUACUGUAAUUCCCUUUGAUACAUAGUUGUAAUAAAUUGUAAUAUACGUUGCUGUAAUUAAUUUUGUGAUAAAAUAAAGUUGUUUUUAGUCA